Messenger RNA from Aureobasidium subglaciale EXF-2481, 1467 nucleotides. RefSeq lists its product as uncharacterized. The coding region runs from base 40 to 1362 and encodes 440 amino acids. Lineage: Eukaryota; Fungi; Ascomycota; Dothideomycetes; Dothideales; Saccotheciaceae. The record is from RefSeq and is a predicted model, not a curated record. The transcript is spliced from 3 exons.
ACAAUUAACAUCAAAAAGUUGUCAACUUACAACAUCAUCAUGGCGGAACAGAAGACUUCGACGAAGGACAUGCCUUUCCGUGCCGCUGAAGGCGUAUCUCGCUUCUUUCUCAUCGAAGCUCUGCGCACCGGUUGCGAGGAUUUGACAGAACAAUCGAAACACCUUGGAUCUGCGCGUGACAAGGCCAAGACGAUACUUGACGACAAGUCUCCUGCUGUGCUCGAGGCUCUACUCCAAGAUGUUUUGAAUGCUUGUGCAAAGAGUCUGCAAGCCCAUGCUGAAAUUGUUGAAGCUGUCGCCGAGACCAUCGCCGUCAACUCUGACAAAGACUCUGUUGAUGAAACGAAAGUCUCGAACAAGUAUGCUCUACUUGUUGGCCAAAUCAAGGAUGCUGCUAUCGGUGUUGAGAAGUUGGGUGCCGCCAACGUCAAGAGAGAAUCACCUCCACUACCAACUGAAAGCGACUUUGACUCGGAACCCGAAGUGAAAUCCUCGAAAAAGCCGCAUGUCCAUGAGCCCAAGCAAUCUACUCCACUGAAGAGAAAGGCCAAGCAUAUCUCAAAUACUUCGGCCACAGUCAAGGAUGCUCCAUCUUCUGAUAGCGUUGAUGAGAAGCCCAUGAAGGGUAAGGGCAAGAAGCUUAGCAAGCUUUCGAAGCUGUCCAAGUCUUCCAAAGCUUUGGAAGAGAACAUCACGCCGCCACCAGAGAAUGAAACUCCAGCCACGCCCUCCGCAUCCAAGCACUCCGCACAGUCAUCUUCUGCUCAGGACUCUGAAGUCAACACCCAAGACGACAAUGACGGCAUCCCACCAUCAACCCCAAAGCCAGAUCUGUUACGCAGAGAGUCUGUCGAAGACAUAAGCUCAGAAGUCAAUGCUCGCCUCGCAGCCAAGGAACGCAAACGCGCCAGUAAGAAGGCAGCCAAGAAGCGCAAGCGUGACUCUGUCGCUUCAGAAAUCUUCUCCCCAGACCCAAAGGCAGAGCCCGAAUACAAAGCGCCCCUGCCGCCGAAGAAGAAGUCUCGUGUCGAUAAAAUCGACGGAGACAGCAAGGGUAAGCGUCAAAACGUUGACGACGCUCCUGGCAGCAAAGCAAAGAAGCAGAAGCACAAGUCCACGACUGAUGAUGACUCAACUGUGAGAUCCGCAGAAGCGAAGCAGGAGUCAGAGUCAGAGGUGGUAGAACCAAGCAUGGGCAAGGCAAGAGCUUAUCAUGCUGAGAAGCUCUCAGCAGCACAGGAAAAGGCCAACAAGUCGAAGCGCAGACGUUCUUCGAAUGGCGCUGACGUCCAGACGCCGGCGGCUGUGCCAGAUGCUUUCCACGAGACCAACACUCGCAAGAAGCGCAGAGUCGGUUUUUAAUAGUGCUAUAUGGGAUAUCGAGCGAGCGGGAAAAGACGCGGUGGUCAGAAUUAUCGCUCAGACGAAGCGAAUAGACGAUGCUUGAGGGACGCAAUAAACGUCUCA